Messenger RNA from Paramecium tetraurelia, 795 nucleotides. RefSeq lists its product as uncharacterized. The record is from RefSeq and is a predicted model, not a curated record. Lineage: Eukaryota; Ciliophora; Oligohymenophorea; Peniculida; Parameciidae. Gene Ontology annotation, cellular component: membrane. Gene Ontology annotation, molecular function: opioid growth factor receptor activity. The transcript is spliced from 3 exons.
AUGGGAAUGUGUGAAUCACGAGAAGAAUUGAAAGAUCCUUAAUUUGGGAGAUCAACAAUUUAGCCAAAGAUGUCAGAGAAUCCAAAUUUAGAUUUUUAUAGAGGUGUCUACCCAUUUUAGCUCAAUAAUUAGAUCUAAUUUCACAUGAGACAUUGGAAAUCCUAUAAUUAACAAUAUCAAUGGAUUAAGUUUUAUUCAGAUUUAGAAUCAGAUAAGCAAUUUAUGCAAUGGCUUUAUCCGAAUUUCUUCUAAUCAUUUUUCAACACAACUAGUUUUAGAUUGUCAAUCAAGGAAAGGAAUAGUUUCAUAGAGGAUGAAUCAAUUAUGAAAUAGUAUUUGGAUAACGUCAGUAUGUUUUAGAGAUUCUUAGGGAUUGGAAGAGAUGAAAGCUAAUAAUUAUAAAUCUUAGAUCAACAAUAGUUUGAUCAAUGCAUAUACUCCUAUACGCAAAAUCUGGUAAGGAUCCAACGAUUUAUUUCCUCGAUGAGCAUAUUGGGUUAGAGGGAAUUGGCAGUUGAAUUUUUACAAGUUAUAAAGAAUAAGUUGACUAAAAAGAAUAAGAUUUAUACAUCGAAAUUCCAAGGAUUCGAGUUGUUGAUUGAAGAGAUUGAUUUAUCAGCACAAUCUUUGUAUUCAAAGAAAAAGCCAACAAAAUCAUUUGGAGAAUUCAAAACACAUUAUGUGUAAGAGGAUCUGUUGAAUGAGCCCUGGGUUUAGGCUUCAAUAUUAACAAAGGCACCAAUAAUAAGCAUUUAAGAAAAAAGGGAAUCGUUCGAAAUUAAAUAAGAAGUUUGA